AUGAUUGUAACUCUGGCGAACAUCGUGCAACGGUUUGGUAGUCGCGUUCGUGAAGCCCUCGCGACUGCAUCUGAAGGUAUUUCAAAUGUUUUCGCAGAUUAUGAACAAGUUUCAAAAUUUAAGACUCCAGUUGAAUCGAUGUCUCGUUUUAUAAAAGAAAUGAAGCACAAAGGUAUGGCAGGUUUGUCUUCCGAAUAUCAUCGAAUCGACAAUUCUGAUUCACUCUCUGGAACGUGUAAAGCGUUCACUUCGAAUAUGAGUAAAAACCGGUAUUCAGAUGUAUUAUGCUUAGAUGAAACUCGUGUGCAGUUAAAAUUUGGUCCUAAUUCAGCUGGAGAUUAUAUUCACGCCAAUCAUGUUGUAUUCCCAGAAUUACAAAAUAAAUUUAUUUGUACACAGGGCCCUCUUCAUUCCACCAUAGAUGAUUUUUGGAGGAUGGUUUUUCAAGAACGUGCUGAAACAAUUCUCAUGUUAUGCAGACCUUCUGAAGAUGGUAAAGCUAAAUGUGCUUUAUAUUGGCCAGAAUCUGGUGAAAAAUUGAAACUUAAUAGCGUAAUAAUAGAAAAUAUCGGUGAAGAGAAAACUGAUUUUGAUACAACAAUCUUCAAAGUCAAUCUUAGUGAAAUUUAUAAAGGCAUUCCAAAUAUCAGCAAUGAUGCCCUCAUCGUAAAACAACAUCGAUGGAUUACUUGGCCUGAUCGUGGAAUUCCAUCUCAUGAAAGUGCAAUGGUUCCACUGAAGCUACUAUCUUGUGUAAGGAACACCAGUGGUCCAUGUAUAGUUCAUUGUUCGGCAGGAAUAGGAAGAACUGGUUCUGUAAUUGCAAUAGAAUUAGGUAUCCGGCGUUUUCAUGCAGGGAGGAGAGUAGAUCUAAUAACAAUUGUGGAAGAUCUUCGACGAAAAAGGGCUCAGUGUAUUCAAAAUGAAGUUCAAUAUUUGUAUGUUGGUCGUGUGCUUGUUGAAUAUGCUUUAGUUUCUGAGGAAAAUUUGCCUAUCGAUGUUCGUCAUUGCGCAGAGGAAUUUCUUAAAGAGUAUGACAGUAAAAUAAAGAAUACUGUUUGA
This is a messenger RNA of Dracunculus medinensis (Guinea worm), 1062 nucleotides long. Lineage: Eukaryota; Metazoa; Nematoda; Chromadorea; Rhabditida; Dracunculidae. The record is from the annotation of a GenBank genome assembly.